UCCUCGUACACGGCCUCGCUCACAUCCUCAGUUGUGGAUUAUCCGACUGAGUACGGCCGUCGUUAUCAUGCAUUCCGUGCUGGAGCUUACAACUUCCCCAAUGACGAGGACGAAAUGGACCGCCUCGAUUUGGUGCACACAUUGAUGGUCAAGACCGUCGGCAACAAACUAUUCCUCGCGCCUGUCGACGGAGCAAAACUGCAUCGCGUUCUGGACGUUGGCACUGGAACUGGCAUCUGGUCCAUCGAGAUGGGAGACUUUUUCCCUAAUGCCGAGAUCAUCGGCAACGAUCUGAGCGCUAUCCAGCCGAAGUGGGUUCCGCCAAACGUCAAGUUCGAAAUUGACGACGUCGAGAGUGAGUGGGUUGGGCAAAUCAAAUACGACUUCAUCUUCAGUCGAUACCUGUCAGGGUCUCUGGCCGACUGGCCAACCUACGUCAAGAGGGUAUCUCAAAACUUGAAUCCCGGUGGUUGGGCCGAGUUCCAGGAUUGGAGUUUCAUGCUUCACAGCGACGACGGGACGCUCGAGGGAACCGCUAUCCAGCGCUGGGCCGAUACCUUCAUGGACGCAUGUAAGGUCUUCGGACGCGACGCCCAAAUCGGCCCCAAGCUCGAAGGCCUGGUUCGAGAAAACACCGACCUCAUCAACAUCCGCCACGAGCCCUUCAAGAUCCCCAGCGGCCCCUGGCCCAAGGACGCACAUCUCAGGGACCUUGGGAUGUGUAACUUGAUUCAACUACUUGAGGGGCUCGAGGGGUUCUCACUCAAGUUGCUCUGUGGAGGUCUUGCUUGGACAAAGGAAGAAGUCCUGAUCUUGUGUUCCCAGGUACGUACGGAGCUGAAGUCGGGCAAGGUCCACGCGUGGUAUCAUUACGACGUUGUGUACGGCCAGAAGCCUAAAAAGAAGGAGGAGGCGCCCUAGAAUGUUUGAUAUUACAUGUGUAGUUUGGCUUACCUCAGUCUGAAUAUCAUGUCUGUGGUAUUUACAAGUGACAACGAAAAUUUAAAAAAAAUGUGGUGUCCUCUAGGCCCAGGG
Messenger RNA from Colletotrichum phormii, 1035 nucleotides. RefSeq names its product methyltransferase domain-containing protein. The record is from RefSeq and is a predicted model, not a curated record. The transcript is spliced from 8 exons. NCBI's taxonomy places the organism in Eukaryota, Fungi, Ascomycota, Sordariomycetes, Glomerellales, Glomerellaceae. Bases 115 to 921 code for a protein of 268 amino acids.